Molecule: messenger RNA, 2558 nt
Organism: Puma concolor (puma)
Lineage: Eukaryota; Metazoa; Chordata; Mammalia; Carnivora; Felidae
Source: RefSeq, a predicted model, not a curated record
GGGCCCGAUACACGCUAGUAGAAGCCGGGUGGCUGCAGAGCCGGAGCAGGGCCGCCGCGCCGCGCCAUGGCGCCCACCUUGGCCACUGCCCAUCGGCGCCGCUGGUGGAUGGCCUGCACAGCCGUGUUGGAAAACCUCCUCUUCUCGGCAGUCCUCCUGGGCUGGGGCUCGCUGCUCAUCAUGCUCAAGUCGGAGGGCUUCUACUCAUACCUGUGUACUGAGCCAGAGAAUGUCACCAACGGCACAGUGGGGGACACGGAAGAGCUGGAGCACGAGGAGGUCAGCUGGAUGAAUGGCUGGCUCAGCUGCAAGGCCCAGGAUGAGAUGCUAAACUUGGCCUUCACCGUAGGCUCCUUCCUGCUCAGCGCCAUCACCCUACCUCUAGGCAUCGUCAUGGACAAGUAUGGCCCGAGGAAGCUCAGGCUGCUGGGCAGUGCCUGCUUUGCUGUCUCCUGCUUGCUGAUUGCAUAUGGAGCAAGUAACCCAAACUCUCUGUCUGUGCUCAUCUUCAUCGCCCUGUCUCUGAAUGGCUUUGGUGGGAUGUGCAUGACUUUCACCUCGUUAACACUACCCAACAUGUUUGGUGACCUUCGGUCCACGUUUAUUGCCUUGAUGAUUGGAUCCUAUGCCUCCUCAGCAGUCACCUUCCCAGGAAUCAAGGUCAUCUAUGACUUUGGUGCCUCCUUCAUCAUCAUCCUCGUGGUCUGGGCCGGCUGCUCCGGAUUGGUUUUCCUCAACUGCUUCUUGAACUGGCCCCUGGAGCCUUUCCCAGGGCCGGAGGACAUGGACUACUCGGUGAAGAUCAAGUUCAGCUGGCUGGGCUUUGACCACAAGAUCACAGGGAAGCAGUUCUACAAGCAGGUGACCACGGUGGGGCGCCGCCUCAGCGUGGGCAGCUCCAUGAGGAGCAGCAAGGAGCAAGCGGCACUGCAGGAGGGCCAUAAGCUGUGCCUGUCCACCAUUGACCUGGAGGUGAAGUGCCAGCCAGACACCGCAGCGGCCCCCUCCUUCAUGCACAGCGUGUUCAGCCCCAUCCUGCUGCUCAGCCUGGUCACCAUGUGCAUCACACAGCUACGGCUCAUCUUCUACAUGGGCGCCAUGAACAAUAUCCUCAAGUUCCUGGUCAGCGGUGAUCAGGAUGUAGUGAUGGCUACCGUUGGCCUCUACACCUCCAUCUUCGGUGUGCUCCAGCUGCUUUGCCUGCUGACAGCCCCUGUCAUUGGCUACAUCAUGGACUGGAGGCUGAAGGAGUGUGAAGAUGCCUCUGAGGAACCUGAGGAGAAAGACGCCAACCAGGGCGAGAAGAAGAAGAAGCGAGACCGGCAGAUCCAGAAAGUCACCAACGCCAUGCGGGCCUUCGCCUUCACAAAUGUGCUGCUUGUGGGCUUUGGGGUGACCUGUCUCAUUCCCAACCUGCCUCUGCAGAUCCUCUCCUUUAUCCUGCACACGAUUGUGCGAGGAUUCAUCCACUCUGCCGUCGGGGGCCUGUAUGCCGCCGUGUACCCCUCCACCCAGUUUGGCAGCCUCACAGGACUGCAGUCGCUGGUCAGUGCACUCUUCGCUCUCCUGCAGCAGCCCCUGUUUCUGGCCAUGAUGGGUCCCCUCCAAGGAGACCCUCUAUGGGUGAAUGUGGGGCUGCUUGCCCUGAGCAUGCUGGGGUUCUGCCUCCCCCUCUACCUCGUCUGCUACCGGCGCCAGCUGGAGAGGCAGCUACAGCAGAAGAGGGAGGAUGACAAGCUUUUCCUCAAGCUGAACGGCUCCUCCAACCCAGAGGCUUUCGUGUAGCGCUCGCCGCCUCGGAACUGUGGCCUCCUGCCCUUGCUUCAGUGACUCACCGGUGUCCUUCUCCCCAUCCCAGAGGACCUCUGUGCACCCUCAGGAUCCUCUCCUUCACCAUUUUGGAGUCCACGCUCCCUCCCAGGACCCUGGUCCUGCCUUGGAGCUCUGCAGCGCUAGGACGGACGGGAGAGGGCCCGGAUGUGCGAUGUUCCUACUGCUGGAAGCAAGGGCUGGCCUGGGCUUUGCUCUGCCACUGUCGAGGGGCCCCGGAGCCUUGAGGCACAAUGGUGCCUGCAGGAGGAGCAAGGAGGACCUCCAGCAGGCAGGCUCUCUCUCCCUUAAGUGUCUGGAUUCUGCCUCUUGCCAAAGCAGAGGGGUCUGCCACCUACUGCCUGCCACCUGCCCCUCAGCUGCAUGCCCACUGGCCACACCUGCCCAAGGACAAAGGCUUGCACUGUCUGCGCGCCCUCGCCUGGCCCCUCAACCUCCUCCCUGGCCAGUCUGAGGCUGCCUGAGGAAGGAAGGACCCGCUUCCUGUUGUUGGUGCUAACUCCUUUGUAAUUCCAGCCCCCUGUGGCCUGUCCGUGACCUGUCCUCCUGUUAUAGGCCUGUGGAGAAGCCCCCCUGGCUUAAAGCCUGGGGAGGGGACGGAGGGCUGGAUAGUCAUGCACGGCUAGGAGCCAAGGACAAGGCUGCUUAGCAGUCCCUCACCUCCUCCCUCAGGGCAGGGAGCAAGUUUCCACUGCCACCCUUCAUCCAGUCUGUGACCCGAAGGGAAU